CUUCCUUGCAUCGUUUUGGCCAACCAGCGGUCUUCUGUCCCUUUGACGAUACUUACGAGGUGUCAUGAUGGACGGCACGACGACGACAACAACAGCCGCAACAACAACAACAACAGCAGCGACAGCAUCAAGUCAUGCACAGCCCGGCCAGCAGACCUCUGUCGAUGCUCAACAAUUUGCUGCAUUACAACAAGCCGCAAUGUACCCGCAGUACGCCAACAUGCUCCUGGGACACAUGACAAACCAAAUAACGAACCCCACCCCUCUUGCCAACAACCAAGUCCUAGCCGCCAUGGCCAUGAAUGCCGCUGCUGUCGCCGCAGCCGCAGCCGCAUCCCAACCUACAGGCGACGAGCCCCUCUACGUUAAUGCAAAACAGUACCAUCGUAUCCUGAAACGAAGGGAAGCGAGAGCGAAAUUGGAGGCUAUGAAUAAAGGGCGAAAAGAAAAGGGAUAUAUUCACGAAUCCCGACACCGACACGCCAUGCGUCGACCUCGAGGUCCCGGCGGCCGCUUCCUAAGCGCCUCCGAACUCGCUGCAUUAAAAGAUAAGGAAGAUACACCCCCACCUUCCACGCCUCCUACUCCUGCUCCUACGCAACAACAACAACAACAACAACAACAACAUGUAUCGAGACCGCAAGUAUCACUCCAGCCGCAGAAAAUGAUACAUUUGGCGUCUGUUCAGCAGCGGUUGGCUGCGAUGCAGAGUCAACAGGUUCAGUUGCAAUUGUCGCAGUUGCAGCAGCAGCAAUUGCAAGCGCAGCAACCACAGCAGCAACAGCAAACCCGAGUUUAAAAGGCAAAACUAGCCUUGUGUUUUAUGUUUUUUUUUUUUGAUUUAGAGAUUUCUUUUUUCUGUGCUUGUGUGUGUUUGUGUUUUUUUUCUUUGUAAUAUAUUUUGAUUUUCUUUUCUUAUGCCG
Spizellomyces punctatus DAOM BR117 is the source of this 923-nucleotide messenger RNA. Its product is annotated as transcriptional activator hap2. NCBI's taxonomy places the organism in Eukaryota, Fungi, Chytridiomycota, Chytridiomycetes, Spizellomycetales, Spizellomycetaceae. Gene Ontology annotation, biological process: regulation of transcription by RNA polymerase II. The record is from RefSeq and is a predicted model, not a curated record. Gene Ontology annotation, cellular component: CCAAT-binding factor complex. Bases 65 to 799 code for a protein of 244 amino acids. Gene Ontology annotation, molecular function: DNA-binding transcription factor activity, RNA polymerase II-specific; RNA polymerase II cis-regulatory region sequence-specific DNA binding. The transcript has 4 exons.